Hyla sarda is the source of this 4809-nucleotide messenger RNA. RefSeq names its product calcium/calmodulin dependent protein kinase II gamma (gene CAMK2G). Bases 261 to 2189 code for a protein of 642 amino acids. Gene Ontology annotation, cellular component: neuron projection; cytoplasm. Gene Ontology annotation, molecular function: ATP binding; calmodulin binding; calcium/calmodulin-dependent protein kinase activity. The transcript is spliced from 25 exons. The record is from RefSeq and is a predicted model, not a curated record. Gene Ontology annotation, biological process: protein phosphorylation. Lineage: Eukaryota; Metazoa; Chordata; Amphibia; Anura; Hylidae.
CUCCCCGGUGCAGUAGUGACAGUGCACGGCCAGAAGCCAGUGACACGAGUAGAGACCACGGGCAUUCAGGGCAUUCACACACGGAGGCGAGCAGAGCCCGGCAGCGAGGGAGGAGAAGGAGGCUGCAGGAGGGAGGGGAAGAGGGAGCCGCCCCGGAGAAGGAGGGUGAGACGCAGAGGAAGAAGCAGAGAAGAGCUCGCCCCGGCUACUCUGACAGCCCGCAGCCCGCCCGAUGCGAGAUUGGUUCCCCUGGUAUUAUCAUGGCCACCCCCGCGACCUGCACCCGCUUUACGGAUGAGUACCAGCUGUACGAGGAGCUCGGCAAGGGUGCCUUUUCUGUAGUACGGAGAUGUGUGAAGAAAUCCUCCAGCCAGGAAUAUGCUGCAAAGAUCAUCAACACCAAGAAGUUGUCUGCCAGAGACCACCAGAAGCUCGAACGUGAGGCUCGCAUUUGCCGACUUCUGAAACAUCCCAAUAUUGUGCGUCUCCAUGAAAGUAUUUCAGAAGAAGGUUUUCACUAUCUUGUUUUUGACCUGGUCACAGGCGGAGAGCUGUUUGAAGACAUUGUAGCAAGAGAAUACUACAGUGAAGCAGAUGCUAGCCACUGUAUUCACCAGAUUCUGGAAAGCGUCAACCACAUUCACCAACAUGAUAUUGUGCACAGGGAUCUUAAGCCUGAAAACCUGUUGUUGGCUAGCAAAUGUAAGGGUGCUGCUGUGAAACUGGCAGAUUUUGGUCUUGCUAUUGAAGUUCAGGGAGACCAGCAAGCAUGGUUUGGCUUUGCUGGUACACCAGGUUACCUUUCCCCAGAGGUGUUAAGAAAAGACCCCUAUGGAAAACCAGUUGACAUAUGGGCUUGUGGGGUCAUUCUAUACAUAUUACUAGUGGGUUAUCCUCCAUUUUGGGAUGAAGAUCAACAUAAGCUUUACCAACAGAUCAAAGCUGGAGCAUAUGAUUUCCCUUCACCUGAGUGGGACACAGUCACCCCUGAAGCUAAGAAUUUAAUCAAUCAGAUGUUAACAAUAAAUCCUGCAAAACGCAUCACAGCAGAUCAGGCCUUGAAGCAUCCGUGGGUCUGCCAACGAUCAACAGUUGCCUCAAUGAUGCACAGACAAGAGACAGUGGAAUGUUUGAGGAAGUUCAAUGCCCGGAGAAAGCUUAAAGGUGCAAUUCUUACUACAAUGCUGGUAUCCCGAAAUUUUUCAGGUGCCGUUAACCGAAGAGAGAAAAAGGAAGACCCUACAGUUGGCAGGCAGAGCUCCGCCCCCGUUGCAGCUGCCACCAGUGCUGCCAACUUGGCUGAGCAAGCUGCCAAAAGUCUAUUAAACAAGAAGACAGAUGGAGUGAAGAAAAGGAAGUCAAGCUCCAGUGUGCAUUUAAUGCCGCAGACCAACAACAAAAACAGCAUAGUAAGCCCAGCAAAAGAAAACCCCCCAUUGCAGACAACAAUGGAACCUCAAACAACUGUUGUCCAUAAUGCAACAGAUGGAAUUAAAGGAUCAACUGAGAGUUGUAACACCACGACUGAAGAUGAAGACUUAAAAGCAUCGUAUCUCUGUUCUGGGGAUGGUCCUUUGAUGCUCCAAGAAUGGAGCCUAAGUGAAAGCAAAAUGCAGACUCAGUCCUUGCAGUCACAGUUUGGGCUUUGUGGGGCAACCACCAUACAGUCUUGUGAAGAGAAAGUCCUAGCCUGGGAAAGCCCAGGUCAAACUCUGGAAGUAGAGCAUGCUCAGACUGAGCCUCUACUCACUCCAGUUGUACCAUUUUCACUUAGCAGUUCGCUAUUGCGGAAACAGGAGAUUAUCAAGAUUACAGAGCAGCUGAUUGAAGCUAUCAAUAAUGGGGACUUUGAAGCUUACACGAAGAUCUGUGAUCCCGGCUUGACAUCAUUUGAACCAGAAGCCCUCGGCAACCUUGUGGAAGGCAUGGACUUUCAUAAAUUUUAUUUUGACAAUUUGUUGUCAAAGAAUACAAAGCCUAUCCAUACCACCAUCCUGAAUCCACAUGUGCAUGUCAUUGGGGAAGAUGCGGCUUGCAUCGCCUAUAUCCGACUUACCCAAUACAUUGAUGCCCAGGGGCGACCUCGUACCAUGCAGUCAGAAGAAACGCGGGUCUGGUACCGCAGGGAUGGCAAGUGGUUAAAUGUCCACUAUCAUUGCUCUGGGGCCCCAGCUGCCCCCCUCCAGUGAGGAACUAAUACAGCCCCUCCACUGGAAGAACCUCUUUCUAGCGAGCGAGUGAGGAUCGCCCAAACGACGGCAACAGUCCUGUUCGUUCGGAAGUUUUAAAAAAGAUAAAAAGUAAAAAAUUCAAAAAAAUAAAAAUAUUGAUGCCGGCAGUAGCCAAAAAUGCACGAAAACCCUGCAUGCAUUCUGAGGCUGAAGCAGCUGCUGGCUAAUUGUUGUAUUUCAUGGAUCCAUCGUGUCUGUUCCUGCUGUACGGAGGUGUUUUUAAAGUUUCAAAAUGAGCAAAAACUAGCAUAAAGCAUAUAUAUAUAUAUAUAUCUAUAUAUAUAUAUUGUUUGUUAAAGACCAGGCUGAGGAGUAUGUGGCUGUUUUUAGAUGGUGAGAAGAGAGAGAUGCCACCUCAGGCAGCGUCAUAUGAGGAAAUUAGAAAAGAAAUUCAUAUUGCAACAAAUAAGAGAUAAUAAUCUAGACCUGUUCGGUGGAGGAGCUGCUGUUGUAUCAUGUCAGGGCAGAGUUUGGGGUCUUUCAUUCUAUGAAGACUAGUGUGGUCUUCAUAUGUUGUGUGUUGACCUGCAAUGAUUCAUACUUUAGGGCCACCAAGAGGAGGUGUUGAUUUUUGUCUAUUUUGUAUUUUCUUUUUUUAUUAUAACUCUUGGAACCUUCCACGUACCGUUGGCUGACCUGCUCUUUUAUCUCUUAUGUAGCACUGAGCUGGAGAAGUCUUCAUCCGCCUGCUGGCUCCUAAGAACAGAAAAGGGUCAAUGUUGACAGGGGAAUAGAUAGGGAUUAAUCUUAAAGAAAUAGCAAGGUAUAUAAUACGUGAUACAAUGUACAUGCUGCAGACGGAACAUUUCAUUACUGCUACGUUGAUAUAAUUAAUUUAGUCUGAACUUUUUUGGAGGACAUAGACAUAAAAAUAGAAACUGCCAUGUUUUCAGAGGGGCUUAUGAUUGAAACCACUCCCCUGAUGGUAUACAUGUAAAAGGGGGUGAUAUAUUUUCACAGUGAUAAAGCUUUGUGUACUAUAGCAGCAGAUUCUGAAAUGAUCUGCUUGUACGUCAUGAGUGAUCUGUCAUGAGUGAUCCAAUACACUGAACUUGGAUGCGUAGAGAUGUAUGCAUGUCUUUUUAUGCUUGCCUACACCUUCUAAACUGUGUGGUCUGGUGGUCCCUCAUCUUCUUGCAAGCGGGUGAACAGUGUCUGUUUUAAAAUUUUCUUUUAAGAAAGCUUUUACGAUUUCUAUCCGCUUGUAAAAACCCUCUGCUUUUUCCUCUCAUAAACCGUGUCCUAAAGUGCUUUCUCCUCUUUCUGCAAACAUAUUAUCUAGACCCAAGGGUGUGCGCUUCGCAAAGCCAUACCGGGAAUAUCCUCCCUUGGGAGAAUUGACACUUCCGUUUAUUCUUACUAGUAGCGCUAACAAAUCAAAAUGUCAUCUAGAUUAAAUUGCAUAUCAGGAGUUUAUGAAUAUACAGAAAUGCACAAAUACUAUUUUUUUUGUUCUGAAAUGAGAAGAAUCUGUGACAGUCUAUUUGAUAAUGCAGACUGGUGUAGAAUGGCAAAAAAAAAAGUUUUCAUUAGGAUCGGUCGCCUUAAUUUAAAAACUUUAAUAAAUAAAAACCGGCAGACUGCUCAGAGAUUCAUUGGUGGUGAGGAAGUUGUCCAUAACUUGCCAUUUUUGCACAAUUUGAACUCUAGCUGUUUGGAUAGGUGCAUGUAAUGGUAUGUCGGCUCCACUUGUAAUACAUAUUACAUAGUACAUACAGUAUGUUGGACUUGAAAAAACUGUAUUUGUGGAAAUUUGCACAUGGGCUAAGCAUGUUCUCCAAAAUUCCUGAGAUGACCAGUGCAAGGUGUAUUAGAAAGAAACAAUCUAUUAGAUGGUUAUGUCAUUAAAUAAGAUGUUAUUAUUGAAGAUGAUAUGAGAAGGUAUGGCCUAAACUGUUUGAAAUGCUUGUGUGAAUUUAUAAGAGCACACGGGAGGGGGAUGGGUUGGGAUGGGCUUUUUUUUCAUGGUUUUGGGAGAAUGUUUCUUUUUUUUUUUCUUUUUCAACAGCUCUAAUGUUAACACAUUAGGAAGAAAAUCUUUCAGCUUUUUAACAGUUAAUAUAAAGGGAAAAACCAAACAGAAAAUAAAAAUAUAUGCAGUUAAAUAAAGUUAUGCAUGUCUACUUUAGGUCUGCUCCUUCACUGUCUGUUUACCUGAUUAAUAAUAUGAGAAUCGCUCUGUAUUUAAUGCAUCUUUCUAAAAUAAAACCUUUAUAAUUUUUUUCUUUUUUUUUUUCUUUAAAUUUUUUUUUUUUUUUGCACUGUCUUUGGGAAAAAAAUGUCUUUCUAAGUUAAUAAAAACCUUAGUUUGGUAUGGUCACUAACUGACAAACCAAUACACAUCUAGCAUUGUUACUGUUAUCUUAUGGGGCUAAUGUAAGCAUAUAUAAUAUAUAUUAUAAAUAUCACGUUUUAAACAGGACUUUGAAAGGCAUUUGAUGCAGAAUCUUUGCAUGAUAAUAGAAAAAUAAAACAAUUACCCUGUGUUUGUUUGUUCUGAAUGUUGGUAGAUCUUCAUAGCUUUGUUACAUUGAAACCUUGGACAGAAGGUAUUUAAUAAAAUAACAUUUAAACCAUU